Guyanagaster necrorhizus is the source of this 1439-nucleotide messenger RNA. RefSeq lists its product as uncharacterized. The record is from RefSeq and is a predicted model, not a curated record. Bases 98 to 1207 code for a protein of 369 amino acids. Gene Ontology annotation, molecular function: GTP binding; GTPase activity. The transcript is spliced from 6 exons. Lineage: Eukaryota; Fungi; Basidiomycota; Agaricomycetes; Agaricales; Physalacriaceae.
CGCUGGGCCCAUCUUCUAUCCCACUUUUUCAGCUCCAUCUCGUCUGCAUUCUUUCAGGGCUCCGACGCUGCCCAGAGGAUAAGGUCUUGGGCCAAUGAUGGAACAAUAUCCUCGUAGGGAUCCCUACUCGAGAUCAAGGUAUGAACAGGGCAUUGACAGCAAGAUUGUCAUCAUGGGAAACUCUGGGGUCGGUAAAACCAGUCUGCUCCAACGAUAUACCCAAAACAAGUUUGAUCCCAAGAACACGACUUCCACGAGCGGUGCAUUCUUCGUAACGAAAAAGGUGCAUGUAAAUGGGCUGAAGGUGCGUCUGCAGCUGUGGGACACAGCGGGUCAGGAGAGAUUUCGCAGCAUGGCACCCAUGUAUUAUCGAGGCGCCAACGCGGCCCUUCUCUUGUACGACAUAACCAAUGCUUCAACUUUCAAUGACAUCCGGGGUUGGCUAGAAGAGCUGAAGAAGAACUGUUCGCCGGAGCUGAUAAUAUAUAUCGUUGGUUCUAAGGCGGAUUUACAUCGCCAUCGGCAGGUUACUUCGGACUUUGCACGUCUGUCUCUGCACAACUGGUUUCCGCCACCCCGGCCACCGCCUCCGCCUCCUCCGCCUCCUCAACCGUCGACUUUAUCCUAUAUUCGGCCCCGAUUUACCUCCUUUCCAGGCAUCCGCCCGCCCCCAGCAACACCCAUUAACCAAACACCACCUGAAACGCCGGCGUAUCUUGACUUAACUUCGGCUCGCUCUUCGAGUCUUCAUCGUACCAGAACUACCAGUUCAAGAACAUCUGGACCACCCUCAUCAAUUGCCCGCUCCACCUCAAACGCUACCGCCACUCGACCGCAACCUUCCCGUUUUGGUUCUCACUUUGGAUUCGCUGCCGGCGGCUGGAAUGAAGUAACUGAUUCUAGUAACAGCAACAGCAUUGAGGAGGACGAUGAGGGCGCUGCCGAGGAAGAAGAAGAAGAGUGGGGGCUGAGCAAGGGCAUGGAGCUCUUCGAAGUUUCUGCGAAAGACAAUCUCGGCAUACAAAGCCUCUUUGACCAUUUGAUUGCUGCUAUCAUCCGAAUGAAGGAUCGAAUAGAAGAAGAGAAUCAACUUAAGAGGCGGGAUAGCGUCUUCCUUUCAGCGACGCCCACAUGGAGCGCUCAAGCUGAAGAGGAAGAAGCUCGUGAGAAAGCUGAACAAGCCACAGGGAGUUGGAGCUGUUGUUAGUAGCUGGCGCAGGCCGUCUCACCGUAUAUCCAUCCAUCGUCGUUCGUUGCUCUAUGAUUUUUCUUUUCUUUUCCUCUUGAUGACCUUGCAUUUCCGUCAGCAAACCCACCGUCUUUGCGUUAUCUCUCCUCUUUCCUUACUACCACAUGUGCCACGCUUUCCUACCAUCUCAUGAUCAUCCGUCUCGCUCCCAUUUCCCUGGUAUUGCUACCCGCUCUCUUAUUUUUCUGAG